AUGCCAUUCGGGCUCUCCAAAGCCCCCGCGGUCUUCCAGGCACUGGUCAAUGAUGUGUUGAGAGAUAUGGAAUAUGUUCAGCACGUCAGGCGAGUGCUUCAGAGGCUGUUGGAGAAUGGGCUUUAUGUCAAGGCGGAGAAAUGUGUGCUUCAUGCACAGUCUGUUCCCUUUUUGGGUUACAUCUGGUCAUCUGAGGGGGUGUGCAGGGAUCCCGCCAAGAUUCAGACUGUGGUAGAUUGGCAAAUUCCAGAUUCCCGCAAGGCCCUGAAGCGGUUUCUGGGCUUUGCCAAUUUUCACCUGUGUUUUCGUCACAAUUUCAACCAGCUAGCCACCCCUUUGCCCUCCUUGACCUCCACCAAAAUGACGUUCAGGUGGUCCAGUUCAGCAGAUGCAGCAUUUUCCAAACUGACGAGUUGCUUAGUUUCAGCUCCAAUUCUUGUCACCCCUGAUCCUUCUUGUCAGUUUGUGGUGGAGGUUGAUGCGUUGGAGAGAGUUGCUGGCAGACAAGCUUGCCUUGGAGGAAUGGCAUAA
Molecule: messenger RNA, 531 nt
Organism: Cyprinus carpio (common carp)
Lineage: Eukaryota; Metazoa; Chordata; Actinopteri; Cypriniformes; Cyprinidae
Exons: 3
Coding region: 1-531 (176 amino acids)
Source: RefSeq, a predicted model, not a curated record